This is a messenger RNA of Oryza brachyantha (malo sina), 1119 nucleotides long. Its product is annotated as actin-related protein 2/3 complex subunit 4. Gene Ontology annotation, biological process: actin filament polymerization; Arp2/3 complex-mediated actin nucleation. The coding region runs from base 183 to 692 and encodes 169 amino acids. Gene Ontology annotation, cellular component: actin cytoskeleton; Arp2/3 protein complex. The transcript has 8 exons. Lineage: Eukaryota; Viridiplantae; Streptophyta; Magnoliopsida; Poales; Poaceae. The record is from RefSeq and is a predicted model, not a curated record. Gene Ontology annotation, molecular function: actin filament binding.
GAAUGCACCACUCUGCAGUUCUUCUCCUACCUUAGGUCACCCUCCUCGAGAGGGGUGGAAGUGGAACCCAUCCAUCGCGCGCAGGGAGGGAGCAGCUCCUCGACUCGACUCGAUCGCCUCCGCCCGCCCGCCGCCGUUCCGCCUACCUCACCGCCCCGGACGCCGGCGCCGCCACGCCUGCCAUGGCAAAUACUCUGAGAUUGUAUCUCACUUGCAUAAGGAACACUCUGGAGGCUGCCAUGUGCCUGCAGAAUUUCCCUUGCCAAGAGGUCGAGAGGCACAACAAACCAGAGGUCGAGCUAAAGACUAGCCCUGAACUUCUGCUGAAUCCUGUUCUCAUAUGCCGCAAUGAAGCAGAGAAGUGUUUGAUAGAGACUUCAAUCAACUCUAUUCGCAUUAGCAUGAAGGUUAAACAAGCAGAUGAGCUAGAAAAUAUUCUUGCAAAGAAGUUCCUUAGGUUUCUAUCAAUGAGAGCAGAGGCAUUCCAAGUGUUGAGGAGAAAGCCAGUUCAGGGUUAUGAUAUCAGUUUCCUAAUAACAAACUACCACUGCGAGGACAUGCACAAGCAUAAGCUUAUAGAUUUCAUAGUUCAGUUUAUGGAGGAUAUCGACAAGGAGAUCAGUGAGCUAAAGCUUUCAGUAAAUACACGUGGCCGGUUAGUGGCAACUGAAUUCCUGAAGCAGUUCAUAUGAAACAUUCUUAGUGGCCUUUGAAAAAUAUACUCCUACGAUUCUAACGCUGUUAGCGUGCUAUCUCAGCAUUUAUCGAGCAAAUCUGGAAGGAGCUUUCCACCAUUUUGUUUUCCUUUUGUAAAUGUGUUGAUAAGGAUAUGAAUUCUUGAUCCAGCUAGACCCCAUUGCAAGCUAAAGUCUGCCCCUGGCAAGAGGUAUCAGGGGAUGCAAUGGCAUCGGCAGUAGUAGGUGAAGAAUAUAUUUUCGGCCUUUUGGCUCAGCAAUUCUGUACUGGGCCGGCCAAGUUUUAUGUGAAAUGCCAAAAUUGGGGCUCACGCACCUUGCUUGCUUGUCGUCUCUGGCUCCAGUUCCAAUUCCACGGCAAAGUUGCAUUAGCUGCUUAAAUUCAUUUCAGUGUUCAAUCUAUUAGCCUUAAUUGGUGUGAGUU